AUGGCGAUCACGGUAUUCAACGACACCCCGUGGGCCAAAGAGCCUGCUGACUUGCUCCUCUACCAUACUUCAGGCGGAAGCAAGACGGAGUACCACGCGCACUCAGCAAUGCUUCGGUCGCGCUCACAAUGGUUCGACAAAGUCCUACAUCUACAAGAUCGUCCAGCGGCCGUCGACGACAUCACCACCAUAAUUCGCCAUGGCCCCAUCACCACGAUUGAAGUCUUCGGUAGCACCAUCGAAACAUUCGACCUCCUCCUCAAGAUCAUGUACCUGGCCGAUAACAACACGGCAGGUGCAGCAGCUCCCGCCACGGGCAACCCAGCCGCUGCCUUGAACACCCUCGUCAACGUGUGGGAUCUCGCGUACAGAUACGAGAUUGAGGAGCUACACGUGGACGUGGCUAAGAAGAUGGGCUUGCUGCCAGCUGAUGACUUCAAGUUCCCCCUCUCCAUUCAUACGUGGCACAAAAUGCUACAAAAGUACUACAGCAAUUUCCCAGGCGGGGCGAACAGUCUGGGCAGGGAGAUGGCCGUGUACUUCCUCCGGAACGAGUACGGAGAGUAUCUGAAGAGUAUCUUGUUUGAUACGCUUGUGGAGGAACAUCCGGAGCUGGCGGUCGAUCUGUUUUGGGCGGCUCGGAGCACGAACGAUCAGAGAUGUCAACAAGCAAGUCAAGCUGGCUUGAUUCUUAUCGAUUGCAGAUCACAGACAAUAUAG
Molecule: messenger RNA, 720 nt
Organism: Pyrenophora tritici-repentis Pt-1C-BFP
Lineage: Eukaryota; Fungi; Ascomycota; Dothideomycetes; Pleosporales; Pleosporaceae
Source: RefSeq, a predicted model, not a curated record